This is a messenger RNA of Ilex paraguariensis (yerba mate), 532 nucleotides long. Lineage: Eukaryota; Viridiplantae; Streptophyta; Magnoliopsida; Aquifoliales; Aquifoliaceae. The record is from the annotation of a GenBank genome assembly.
GUGUGGUAGAAGAGAAAUGGGUGGUCUUAAGGGGACGAUUACUAAGAACAUUACCAUGCAACAUCCUCUUCUUCACACGGUGGUGGCCUUUCGUCGCACACGGCUGAACCGUCUCUUCACCAUUUCAUACAUGAUCACCAUCUUUGCCCUACUAUACCACCAUUUGCUCAAUCUAGCCAACUCCACCAACGUUUUCUCUCUAUCCAUGUUCCUAGUCAAUCUUGUGCUUGCUUUUAUGUGGACAACUGCUCAGGCCUUUCGUAUGAGUCCAGUCCGUCAUGAGAUUUUUCCCGAACACCUUGCGAACACAAUGAAAGAGAGCGAUUUUCUGGCGCUAGAUGUGUUUAUAUGCACUAUGGAUCCGUUGAAAGAACAACCAAUGACCGUAGUGAACAUGGCUUUAUCAGUGAUGGCGUACGAAAAUCCGACGGAGAAGUUGUCGGUGUACAUAUUGGACGAUGGAGGCACACAGUUGACAUUUAAUGAGUGCACGAAAGUGCUUUCUAAAUACAUUAUUAUUAGAUUAAAAUAA